This is a messenger RNA of Bufo bufo (common toad), 5582 nucleotides long. Its product is annotated as zinc finger protein OZF-like. The coding region runs from base 12 to 5582 and encodes 1856 amino acids. Gene Ontology annotation, molecular function: RNA polymerase II cis-regulatory region sequence-specific DNA binding; DNA-binding transcription factor activity, RNA polymerase II-specific. The transcript has 6 exons. Lineage: Eukaryota; Metazoa; Chordata; Amphibia; Anura; Bufonidae. The record is from RefSeq and is a predicted model, not a curated record. Gene Ontology annotation, biological process: negative regulation of transcription by RNA polymerase II; regulation of cytokine production; regulation of immune system process.
CUGAAAAUGUAAUGUUACCACUAGAGAAUGAAGAUAUCCUGCAGCGCUCUUCAGGGGAAGACCUCAUUAUCCUUAAUGUACAUCCAGGACUUCACAGUACAGAUCUGUCAUAUAAUCCUCCUAAUCAUAAGGAACCUUCUCCUGACCAAUCACAGAUUGUUACCACAAGUACGAGUCAGAAAGAGGGUGAAAGAUUUCACUGUGGUAAAGAGUUGACAGAAAUCUCGGGUCUUUCUACACACAGAAUAAUUCACACACAAGAGAAUCCAUACUUCUGCUCAGAAUGUGGGAAGUGCUUCACAGAAAAAUCACAUCUUAUUAUACAUAAGACACGUCACACAGGGGAGAAGCCAUAUUCAUGUUCAGAAUGUGGGAAGUGCUUCAUAGAUAAAUCGAGUCUUGUUAGACAUGAGAGACGUCACACAGGAGAGAAACCAUAUUCAUGUUCAGAAUGUGGGAAAUGUUUUACACGGAAAUCAAGUCUUGUUGCACAUCAGAGAUGUCACACAGGGGAGAAGCUGUAUUCAUGUUCAGAAUGUGGAAAAUGUUUUACACUGAAAUCAAUUCUUGUUGCACACGAGAGAAGUCACAGAGGAGAAAAACCAUAUUCAUGUUCAGAAUGUGGGAAAAGUUUUACACGAAAAUCAUACCUUGUUACACACGAAAGAAUCCACACGGGAGAGAAACCAUAUUCCUGUUCAGAAUGUGGAAAAGGGUUUACAGAUAAAUCACAUUUUGUUAGACAUGAGAGAAGUCACACAGGAGAGAAACCAUAUUCAUGUUCAGUAUGUGGGAAAUAUUUUACACAUAAAUCAGAUCUUGUUACACACGAGAAACGUCAUACAGGUGUGAAACCAUAUUUAUGUUCAAUAUGUGGGAAGUGUUUUACUCAUAAAUCAAGUUUUGUUACACAUGAGAGAAUUCACACUGGAGAGCAGCCAUAUUCAUGUUCAGAAUGUGGGAAAUGUUUUACACAAAAGUCUGAUCUUGUUACACAUGAGAGAAUUCACACAGGAGAAAAGCCGUAUUCAUGUUCAGAAUGUGGGAAAUGUUUUACACGGAAAUCUAAUCUUGUUGCACAUCAGAAAUUUCACAAAGGAGAGAAGCCAUAUUCUUGUUCAGAAUGUGGAAAGAGUUUUACAUAUAAAUCUAAUUUUGUUACACACAGAAUAAUUCACACACAAGAGAAUCCAUACUCCUGCUCAGAAUGUGGGAAGUGCUACACAGAAAAAUCACAUCUUAUUAUACAUGAGAGACGUCACACAGGGGAGAAACCAUAUUCAUGUUCAGAAUGUGGGAAGUGCUUCAUAGAUAAAUUGAGUCUUGUUAGACAUGAGAGACGUCACACAGGAGAGAAACCAUAUUCAUGUUCAGAAUGUGGGAAAUGUUUUACACGGAAAUCAAAUCUUGUUGCACAUCAGAAAUUUCACAAAGGAGAGAAGCCAUAUUCUUGUUCAGAAUGUGGGAAAUGUUUUACACUGAAAUCAAUUCUUGUUAAACAUGAGAGAAUUCACACAGGAGAGAAGCCGUAUUCAUGUUCAGAAUGUGGGAAAUGUUUUACACAAAAGUCUGAUCUUGUUAAACAUGAGAGAAUUCACACAGGAGAAAAGCCGUAUUCAUGUUCAGAAUGUGGGAAAUGUUUUACACGGAAAUCAAAUCUUGUUGCACAUCAGAAAUUUCACAAAGGAGAGAAGCCAUAUUCUUGUUCAGAAUGUGGGAAGAGUUUUACAUAUAAAUCAAAUUUUGUUACACAUGAGAGAACUCAUACAGGAGAGAAGCCGUAUUCAUGUUCAGAAUGUGGGAAGAGUUUUAGAUAUAAAUCAGAUUUUGUUACACAUGAGAGAACUCAUACAGGAGAGAAGCCGUAUUCAUGUUCAGAAUGUGGGAAAUGUUUUACACGAAAAUCACUUCUCGUUAUACACGAUAAAAUUCACACAGGAGAGAAGCCGUAUUCAUGUUCUGAAUGUGGGAAGAGUUUUAGAUAUAAAUCAAAUUUUGUUACACAUGAGAGAACUCAUACAGGAGAGAAGCCGUAUUCAUGUUCAGAAUGUGGGAAGAGUUUUAGAUGUAAAUCAAAUUUUGUUACUCAUGAGAAAACUCAUACAGGAGAGAAGCCGUAUUCAUGUUCAGAAUGUGGGAAAUGUUUUACACGAAAAUCACUUCUCGUUAUACACGAUAAAAUUCACACAGGAGAGAAGCCGUAUUCAUGUUCAGAAUGUGGGAAGAGUUUUAGAUAUAAAUCAAAUUUUGUUACACAUGAGAGAACUCAUACAGGAGAGAAGUCUUAUUCAUGUUCAGAAUGUGGGAAAUGUUUUACAGAGAAGUCAAAUCUUGUUAGACAUGAGAAAAGUCACACAGGAGAGAAACCAUACUCCUGUUCAGAAUGUGGGGAAAAAUCACAUCUUAUUAUACAUGAGAAACAUCACACAGGGGAGAAACCAUAUUCAUGUUCAGAAUGUGGGAAGUGCAUCAUAGAUAAAUCAAGUCUUGUUAGACAUGAGAGACGUCACACAGGAGAGAAACCAUAUUCAUGUUCAGAAUGUGGGAAAUGUUUUACACAAAAGUCUGAUCUUGUUACACAUGAGAGAAUUCACACAGGAGAAAAGCCGUAUUCAUGUUCAGAAUGUGGGAAAUGUUUUACACGGAAAUCAAAUCUUCUUACACAUCAGAAAAUUCACACAGGAGAGCAGCCAUAUUCAUGUUCAGAAUGUGGGAAAUGUUUUACACAAAAGUCUGAUCUUGUUAAACAUGAGAGAAUUCACACAGGAGAAAAGCCGUAUUCAUGUUCAGAAUGUGGGAAAUGUUUUACACGGAAAUCAAAUCUUCUUACACAUCAGAAAAUUCACACAGGAGAGCAGCCAUAUUCAUGUUCAGAAUGUGGGAAAUGUUUUACACAAAAGUCUGAUCUUGUUAAACAUGAGAGAAUUCACACAGGAGAAAAGCCGUAUUCAUGUUCAGAAUGUGGGAAAUGUUUUACACGGAAAUCAAAUCUUGUUGCACAUCAGACAUUUCACAAAGGAGAGAAGCCAUAUUCUUGUUCAGAAUGUGGGAAAUGUUUUACACGGAAAUCAAAUCUUGUUGCACAUCAGAAAAUUCACACAGUAGAGCAGCCAUAUUCAUGUUCAGAAUGUGGGAAAUGUUUUACACAAAAGUCUGAUCUUGUUACACAUGAGAGAAUUCACACAGGAGAAAAGCCGUAUUCAUGUUCAGAAUGUGGGAAAUGUUUUACACGGAAAUCAGAUCUUGUUGCACAUCAGAAAUUUCACAAAGGAGAGAAGCCAUAUUCUUGUUCAGAAUGUGGGAAGAGUUUUACAUAUAAAUCAAAUUUUGUUACACAUGCGAGAACUCAUACAGGAGAGAAGCCGUAUUCAUGUUCAGAAUGUGGGAAGAGUUUUAGAUAUAAAUCAAAUUUUGUUACACAUGAGAGAACUCAUACAGGAGAGAAGCCGUAUUCAUGUUCAGAAUGUGGGAAAUGUUUUACACGAAAAUCACUUCUCGUUACACACGAUAAAAUUCACACAGGAGAGAAGUCUUAUUCAUGUUCAGAAUGUGGGAAAUGUUUUACAGAGAAGUCAAAUCUUGUUAGACAUGAGAAAAGUCACACAGGAGAGAAACCAUACUCCUGCUCAGAAUGUGGGAAGUGCUUCAUAGAAAAAUCACAUCUUAUUAUACAUGAGAGACGUCACACAGGGAAGAAACCAUAUUCAUGUUCAGAAUGUGGGAAGUGCUUCAUAGAUAAAUCGAGUCUUGUUAGACAUGAGAGAAUUCACACAGGAGAAAAGCCGUAUUCAUGUUCAGAAUGUGGGAAAUGUUUUACACAAAAGUCUGAUCUUGUUACACAUGAGAGAAUUCACACAGGAGAAAAGCCGUAUUCAUGUUCAGAAUGUGGGAAAUGUUUUACACGGAAAUCAAAUCUUGUUGCACAUCAAAAAUUUCACAAAGGAGAGAAGCCAUAUUCUUGUUCAGAAUGUGGGAAGAGUUUUACAUAUAAAUCAAAUUUUGUUACACAUGAGAGAACUCAUACAGGAGAGAAGCCGUAUUCAUGUUCAGAAUGUGGGAAGAGUUUUAGAUAUAAAUCAAAUUUUGUUACACAUGAGAGAACUCAUACAGGAGAGAAGUCUUAUUCAUGUUCAGAAUGUGGGAAAUGUUUUACACAAAAGUCUGAUCUUGUUACACAUGAGAGAAUUCACACAGGAGAAAAGCCGUAUUCAUGUUCAGAAUGUGGGAAAUGUUUUACACGGAAAUCAAAUCUUGUUGCACAUCAGAAAUUUCACAAAGGAGAGAAGCCAUAUUCAUGUUCAGAAUGUGGGAAAUGUUUUACACGAAAAUCACUUCUCGUUACACACGAUAAAAUUCACACAGGAGAGAAGUCUUAUUCAUGUUCAGAAUGUGGGAAAUGUUUUACAGAGAAGCAUUGCUUCACAGAAAAAUCACAUCUUAUUAUACAUGAGAGACGUCACACAGGGGAGAAACCAUAUUCAUGUUCAGAAUGUGGGAAGUGCUUCAUAGAUAAAUCGAGUCUUGUUAGACAUGAGAGACGUCACACAGGAGAGAAACCAUAUUCAUGUUCAGAAUGUGGGAAAUGUUUUACACAAAAGUCUGAUCUUAUUACACAUGAGAGAAUUCACACAGGAGAAAAGCCGUAUUCAUGUUCAGAAUGUGGGAAAUGUUUUACACGGAAAUCAAAUCUUCUUGCACAUCAGAAAUUUCACAAAGGAGAGAAGCCAUAUUCUUGUUCAGAAUGUGGGAAAUGUUUUACACGGAAAUCAAUUCUUGUUACACAUGAGAAAAUUCACACUGGAGAGCAGCCAUAUUCAUGUUCAGAAUGUGGGAAAUGUUUUACACAAAAGUCUGAUCUUGUUACACAUGAGAGAAUUCACACAGGAGAAAAGCCGUAUUCAUGUUCAGAAUGUGGGAAAUGUUUUACAAGUAAAUCAAAUCUUGUUGCACAUCAGAAAUUUCACAAAGGAGAGAAGCCAUAUUCUUGUUCAGAAUGUGGGAAGAGUUUUACAUAUAAAUCAAAUUUUGUUACACAUGAGAGAACUCAUACAGGAGAGAAGCCGUAUUCAUGUUCAAAAUGUGAGAAGAGUUUUAGAUAUAAAUCAAAUUUUGUUACACAUGAGAGAACUCAUACAGGAGAGAAGCCGUAUUCAUGUUCAGAAUGUGGGAAAUGUUUUACACGAAAAUCACUUCUCGUUACACACGAUAAAAUUCACACAGGAGAGAAGUCUUAUUCAUGUUCAGAAUGUGGGAAAUGUUUUACAGAGAAGUCAAAUCUUGUUAGACAUGAGAGAACUCAUACAGGAGAGAAGCCGUAUUCAUGUUCAAAAUGUGAGAAGAGUUUUAGAUAUAAAUCAAAUUUUGUUACACAUGAGAGAACUCAUACAGGAGAGAAGCCGUAUUCAUGUUCAGAAUGUGGGAAAUGUUUUACACGAAAAUCACUUCUCGUUACACACCAUAAAAUUCACACAGGAGAGAAGUCUUAUUCAUGUUCAGAAUGUGGGAAAUGUUUUACAGAGAAGUCAAAUCUUGUUAGACAUGAGAAAAGUCACAUAGGAGAGAAACUAUUUUCCCAUAUUUAG